Nothobranchius furzeri (turquoise killifish) is the source of this 2260-nucleotide messenger RNA. Its product is annotated as gastrula zinc finger protein XlCGF57.1. The record is from RefSeq and is a predicted model, not a curated record. Lineage: Eukaryota; Metazoa; Chordata; Actinopteri; Cyprinodontiformes; Nothobranchiidae.
AAAUUGGAUUAAAAUCAGUUUUUUUUUAAUUAGUUAAGUAUCAGAUAAGUUGCUUUCCUCUCAGAAAUUGCUUGAUAUUAUUUUAAUUGUUGCAUUAGCAGUCAAAUUCAAAAAUACACCAGAGAAAUGUUUAAUAUAUUCGUAUAUUAUGUAUUAAUGUACCGGUAUUACAGUAUCUAUAUAAAUGUCACGGCCUUCGUUGUUUUUUGUAGUUCAUGUGGGUCGCGAUGGGGGCGCUUUAGCAACGCGAGGCAGCCAAGACCACGACGAAGAGCGAAGGGGAGCCAAAAGUCUCCUCCCUUUCCGGUCGGGUAAUGGUGCCAAAAUUGUACGUGAUUCGGGAAGUUUACUUUCUGGUUAGGGUUAGCCUCACGCCCUGAAUGACGCAUAUGUACUUCAGUUUAAAUGGUAAAUAAUUAUGAGUGUUUCGACUAAUUUGAGAUUUAUUCAAGAAGAAACCGGAAGUAGGUGGGUGCGUGAUGCCUCGAAUCGAGAACAGGUAGAAGAAAGAAGAUGGGUGCUGGUGACCGUAAAACAUAGCAAAGCUGUUAGCAAAACCCAGCUAAAUCAAACGACUACGAUUGCCGAUUAGCAUCUGUUCCAGUGUACUUCACCUCAACCAGACGUCUGUUCUAUAUGGAUCUGGAAAGCGGGAAUGCAGAUGUUCAACAAGUAGUGCUGGUCAAAGAAGAAGCUCCUGAAGAACAGAGUGCUGGUGUGAACCAGCAGGACCCAGAACAAUUCCACAUUAAGGAGGAACAGGAAGAACUCUUGACCUGUCUGGAGGAAGAGAAGCUCCAUGUAAAGGAGGAGACUGAUGGUGCCAGGUUUCCCUUCAUUGUUUGUAUAAAGAGUGAUGCUGAUGAAGAAAAACCUUUGUUAUCACAGCUUCAGCAGCAGCAAAUAGAAGAUAAAGAUGUUCCGACCUGCAGCUCAGCUGACCAGAUGACAGCAGAAACUGGUGGGGGAAUAAAAAUGAGCAGAAACCCAGAUGUGAACCCUCAUGCACAGACAUCUGGUUCUUCAGAGACUGAAGUUAGUGGAGAUGAUGAUGAAGAAGAACAUGGUGUGAAUCUAGUCCAGACAGAACAAAAUUUAUUUAGUUGUGAUGACUGUGGUAAAAGAUUUAGGGGAAAAUCGAGUUUAAACACCCACAUGAAACUCCACACUGGACAUAAACCUUUUGCUUGUGAGUUCUGUAGACGAAGAUUUAGCCAUAAGUCUAAUUUGAACCGUCAUGUGAGAGUCCAUACAGGACAGAAACCUUUUGCUUGUCAGGUCUGUGGACAAAAAUUUAGCCAGAAGUCAACUUUAAACAGCCAUACGAGAGUCCACACAGGCCAGAAACCUUUUGCUUGUGAGCUUUGUGGACAAAGAUUUAGCCAUAAGUCAACUUUAAACAGUCAUACGAGGGUCCACACAGGACAGAAACCUUUUGCAUGCGAGUUCUGUGGACAAAGAUUUAGCACUAAGUCAAAUUUAAACAACCACAUGAGGGUCCACACAGGGCACAAACCCUUUGUUUGUGAGCUCUGUGGACAUGGAUUUAGCCAAAAUGCACAUCUAAACAGUCACAUGACAGUCCAUACAGGACAGAAACCUUUUGCUUGUGAUCUCUGUGAAUUAAAAUUUAGCCGAAAGUGUAAUUUAAGUAAACACAUGAGUGUCCACACAGGACAGAAACCAUUUGCAUGUGAGGUCUGUGGACAAAGAUUUAGCCAAAAUUCACAUUUAAGCUGUCACAUGACAGUCCACACAGGACAGAAGCCUUUUUCUUGUGAGGUCUGUGGACAAAGAUUUAGCCAAAAGUUUACUUUAACCAAACACAUGAGUGUCCACACAGGACACAAACCCUUUGCUUGUGAGGUCUGUGGACAAAGAUUUAGCCAAAAGUUUACUUUAACCAAACAUAUGAGAGUCCACACACGGCAAAAACCUUUUGAUUGUGGGCUCUGUGGACAAGGGUUUAGCCAAAAGUCAAAUUUAAACAACCACAUGAGAGUCCACACAGGACAGAAACCUUUUGCCUGUGAGCUCUGUGGACAAAGAUUUAGCCGAAAGUCUAAUUUAAAGAAACACACCAGUGUUCAUAUAGAACACAAAGAAUCGCAAGACUGCAAAUCUGUCUUUCUUUGAAUAUUUGUUUUUAGGUAUUUUUGAUUUUAUUAUUAUUUUGUUUAAAUUUCAGGACACAUUUACUUUUAAGUGCUUGCUGAUACCGAGUACCAAUAAAGGUAUUAAUAAAUGCUAUUGCACUCCA